Messenger RNA from Vitrella brassicaformis, 1709 nucleotides. Lineage: Eukaryota; Vitrellaceae. The record is from the annotation of a GenBank genome assembly.
UCCCAUCUCCCGUGUCGACUACGCCAACACGCAGCAGCUGCAUCUCCACUAUGACACCCAGGCGGUCGUCAGCACGUAAGCAGACGGAGAGGGGGGGCGCUUCACUGCAGAUGGGCCGUGCACGGGAAGAAGUGUGUCGCGCAUGGAUGUGUGUGUGUGUGUGUUGUCUUGCAGGUGCGUUGACUGCCACAACCAGGACUCCUUCACACUCAAGUUCGUCGACAACAACCGCUCCAUCUUCCAGGGCACGCCGACCGCCACCCCGACCGACGUGACGGUGCACUUCCGCGGCUUCAAGAUAGCUACCAACGGCUACGUCGGCAUCGACCUCAACAACCUCACCCUCUCUGGUGAGAUGACCGGCGAGCAGACCGGCUGGACGACGCUGUACGUGCAGCUCAACGCGAGCACUGCCGCCAACGCCAGCAUCACCUUCGAGAGGCGCAUCAUCCCUGACCGUCCCUACGUGCCGCCCCCGCGCCCACUCGCCGCCGACGGGAACAUCUACAUCCCCAUGCCGCGGCCUCCCAGUGGCAUGCCCGGCGACAAGGCCCCGGCCUCCUCUUUCAUACCGUGAGUGACUGACACCCGCAACUCGGCGACUGGUGGAUGGAUGGAUGGAUGAUGGGGAGCCUGCUGUGGUUGUUGCCUGCGUGUGGAUGGCGGCAAGGAGUGCGUGUUGGUGUGGUGGGUCGGGUGGUUGAGGCCCCCCUGCCGUGUUUUCCGUUUUUGCACGUGUUGCCUGGACGCCAGGCAUGGCCGCAUCUAUAUGAAUUGCACGCGUGUGUAUUUCUCUGUGUGUGUGUGUGUGUGUGCAUACUUACAGAUGGAUUGCAUGAAUGGCUUUGUACACUGACGUGUCGACGGAUGCCUGUGUGCGCGUGCGUGUGCGUGUCGGUGACGGUGUGGUUGGGUGUGUUGUGUGGUCGGGGGAUGGGUGCGCAUUGUUCAAAAAACGGUUUUGCGGCCGCCACAAACGUCGUCAUGUCGGCGGGUGCGUGUGUGGGGUGCUGGUGUGUUUUGUUUCCUCAUACUGACGUGACACCGGGUACACCUCUAAGACGCACAGGAGGGACCCCUGUCUCUCUCUCUCUCUCUCUCUGUGUGUGUGUGUGUACAUACAUAACACAUGCGUGGGUGCGGUGCUGAACGGUGGUGGUGUGACGUGAUGUGAUCUGGUGCGUGGAGGAUGGGUGCAUGGGCGGGUCGGUGCGUGGGGUGGAUACCAGCCAGUCGGGCGGGGGCGAGUGGGUCAGUGAGUCAGUGCUGCUCCGAUGGCCUGCCUUGUCACGGUGUGUGUAUGUGUGUAUGGUAUGCAUUGCCGUCACACACCACCCGAUGAGUCUGCCUUUCACUUGUCUUUCUCUCUUCUAUCUGUGUGCAUGGGCAUUGUUGUGUUUUGUUAUCCCAAUGCUGCAGUGGGGGUCUCUUCUCUACGCCUUUUUCCGCGUCAUUGCGUGUAUCUAUAUGUGUUUGUCGGCCACUCACCAGCCGUCUGCCUACCUCAGACCGAGCUGCCGCGACAUUUUGGAGCAGAGAAACAGACAGAGAGGCAGGUGUGUGUGUGUACAUACAUAACACAAUGGGAGGGGGAGCUAUCUAUGCGUUAGGACAAAUACAUGUGAUGCCUGCCUAGGUUGUCAUCAAACCAGUGAGUGAAUGAACGGCUUUCUGCCCUUGUAAACUGACACAGAGUGAGCGGACGGAUG